Messenger RNA from Cylicostephanus goldi, 471 nucleotides. The record is from the annotation of a GenBank genome assembly. Lineage: Eukaryota; Metazoa; Nematoda; Chromadorea; Rhabditida; Strongylidae.
AUGAGCAAAACAAAUCGAGCUGUGGCUGUUUUGCGUGGAGACCCUGGAGUGCAAGGAACUGACAAAGAAUCUGAUCCAUGUGUUAUCAGGGGUGAAAUCAAAGGCAUCACUCCCGGAAAACAUGGUUUCCACAUCCAUCAGUACGGAGACGCUACGAACGGAUGCACUUCGGCUGGUCCGCAUUUCAACCCCUUUGGCACGACUCAUGGUGGACCUGAUGAUAAAGUUCGUCAUGUUGGCGAUCUUGGUAACCUUGUGGCCGGCGAUGACGGCACUGUCAAAUUCGAGCAUACUGAUCACUUGAUCAAAAUCCAUGGAGAAAACUCGGUAGUCGGUCGUUCCCUUGUUCUUCAUGCAGGCGUUGAUGAUCUCGGCAAAGGAGAAGGUCCCGAGAAAGAGGAAUCUAUGAAAACUGGCAACGCUGGAGCUCGCAUUGCUUGCGGUGUGAUCGCUCAUGCUGCUCCGCAGUGA